AUGAGCAUCAAUACCAAUUCUAGAAUCAGAGCAUGCGGAGCCUGCAAAUUCUUGCGAAAGAGGUGCCUAGAUGAGUGCAUAUUUGCACCUUAUUUCGAUUCCGAUGAAGGAACCGCAAUUUUCGAGUCCGUUCAUAAGAUUUUUGGAGCCAGCAACAUUUCCAAGCUUCUAACCAAUAUCCCGAUCGAAAAAAGAGCCAAUAUCGUUUUCACUAUAUGUUUGGAGGCUGAGGCUCGUCUCCGAGAUCCUGUCUAUGGUUGCAUGUCUGAGAUCUAUGCUCUCCAAAAUCAGAUCAUAACUCUAGAAGCUGAGCUUUCUUCAAUGCAAGCCCAAGUAGCCAUGCAGCAGUCACCUCUCUAUGAGUUUGAUCUAAAUCUUGGAUCAUCUCAGGAGGCAGCCGAUCAGAACACUUUCGCCGGAGCUCCGGUUGGCGGCGGUGGUGAUGGGGAAGAGUUUGCUAGGGAGUUACCUAAUUGA
This is a messenger RNA of Impatiens glandulifera, 477 nucleotides long. Its product is annotated as LOB domain-containing protein 18-like. NCBI's taxonomy places the organism in Eukaryota, Viridiplantae, Streptophyta, Magnoliopsida, Ericales, Balsaminaceae. Gene Ontology annotation, biological process: positive regulation of DNA-templated transcription; hormone-mediated signaling pathway. The record is from RefSeq and is a predicted model, not a curated record. The transcript has 2 exons. Bases 1 to 477 code for a protein of 158 amino acids. Gene Ontology annotation, cellular component: nucleus.